Molecule: messenger RNA, 2831 nt
Organism: Labrus bergylta (ballan wrasse)
Lineage: Eukaryota; Metazoa; Chordata; Actinopteri; Labriformes; Labridae
Gene: lclat1
Product: lysocardiolipin acyltransferase 1
Biological process (GO): phosphatidylinositol acyl-chain remodeling
Cellular component (GO): endoplasmic reticulum; endomembrane system
Molecular function (GO): acyltransferase activity
Source: RefSeq, a predicted model, not a curated record
GUGAGGGGUGACAAGUUGAGAGGUCGUGUUAGCAAAACGGUGAGGCGGUGGCUACUCUCGUACUGCACUGUUAGUUUUGUAGAGGAAAAAAAGGGGCAAUCAGGUGAGAGACUCGCCUAAUAUCUAAGCGAGAAAAAAACAAAUCAGUUUCCGGAGCAAUUCUUUUCUUCUUUUUUUUUCCCGCGUUAUCUUUGCGGGCUUUAGUGGAGAAUUUCCGCGCGUAAUCUUUGCUGUCACGUAAGCUAACCGUUAGCAACCUGCUAGCAUGUCGCAACCCAGUGUGUGGACUCAGUGGAGCUAACACAACUAGCUCGCCUAAAAAACAAGCUUUUAUUCUGGAGAGGAAAACAAACAAAACUGAAAGAUGGCUGUGUCGGUGCGGGGCCUGUACUUUGUGGUGACCCUGUUCUUGGGCAGCUUCUUUGGAAGUGUCUUCAUGCUGGGUCCAGUUCUGCCCCUCAUGCUGCUGUCUCCUGCUUGGUACCGCUGGAUCACCGACCGCAUCGUGGCUACCUGGCUCACCCUGCCUGUGUCCUUGCUGGAGCUGGUGUUUGGGGUGAAGGUGGUGAUAACAGGCGAUGGCUUCAUUCCCGGGGAGCGAAGCGUGAUCAUCAUGAACCAUCGUACCCGUCUGGACUGGAUGUUUCUGUGGUGCUGUCUGCUCAGGUACAGCUACCUGCGUCUGGAGAAGAUCUGCCUCAAGGCCAUCCUGAAGGCUGUGCCUGGUUUUGGCUGGGCGAUGCAGGUGGCCGCCUUCAUCUUCAUUCAGCGUCGCUGGGAGCAGGACAAGAAGCACAUGGAGAACAUGCUGGACUACUUCUGUGACAUCAGAGAGCCCCUGCAGCUGCUCCUGUUCCCAGAGGGCACAGACCUCACAGACAAUACAAGAACAAAGAGUGAUGCGUUCGCGGCUAAGAACAACCUGCCGAAAUUCGAGUACGUGCUGCAUCCUCGCACCACCGGAUUCACCUUCAUCGUGGACAGACUACGAAAAGGAGACAACCUGGAUGCUGUCCAUGACAUCACAGUGGCAUACCCCAAGAACAUCCCUCAGACCGAGCGCCACCUCAUCCUGGGCCUUUUCCCCCGUGAGAUCCACUUCCACGUCCGCCGCUACCCCGUGGACUCGCUGCCCGCCGCCUCCUCCGACCUGGAGUCUUGGUGUCGCGAUCGCUGGGUCGAGAAGGAGAGCCGUCUGCGGGACUUCUACUCAGGCCAGCCCCGGGCCUUCGACAGGGAGGGUGUUGCACGUGUCCCGCCUUGUAAGACGGAGCUUCGCGUGGCUCUGAUCAAAACCGCUUCGCUGCUGUACUGGACCAGCUUCAUCGCUUUCUGCUUCACCGGCCUGUGGCUGUGGGCUCAGUUCAGGCUCUUCUUCAUUGUCAUGGUCGGAGUGUAUAUGGCCCAACAGAAGCUGGUUGGAGGGGUGGAGCUGCUGGAGCUGUCCUGCCAUCGAUACUGGAAGUCCGUGGCUGCUGAUGUGGGGGAGAAGAGUAAGGUGCUGGAAGAGAAGAUGCAGUGAGGAUGAAAGGAUGGAAUAAAUGUCAUGUUUUCAUCCACGCUCAGCAAGGACACUGAGAACUCAGUCAUCUUGAGAGCUUAAGGAUCCCUCUGAGGGACCCGACGCUCCAUGCCUUAGAAAGGGAGUAAUGAGUUCACCUCCUGACAGUCUGCAUGGCUUUAGAGGAAAAAAGCUUACCUUUCAGUUUAAGAAGAAGUCAGAGGAAUGUAAUGUACAUUUAGCUGUGCUGGAUUUGACAAACGCAUCCCACAAGAUGUGUCACGUCCCUGUGAUUGUCCCUCCUUGUACAUAUUGCUGUUAAUGAGCUCACUGUUUGUGCAUUUUUAUUAGUUAAUGUUGUUGAUUAUAAUUGUUGGUUCAGAACCUCAGUGUCGAAAUGUGUGAGAAAAUUCUGUUAUUAUUAGUUUAACUAUUGCCACGUCUUAGAAACUGGUUUUAUUGUUUGUGUUGCCCUUUGUUUUAUAUCAGUGUCAUAUAUUCUGGAGCAGAGCCAUAGCACAGAGCACCCGUACUUACGAUGACUUGACAUUCAUUGAUAUUCAAAUCAGCACUGUACCGGUCUUAUGAGACUAGUUAGUAUAAGUGGUCUCAUGUCUAGCAAGGAAAGCAAAGGAGUGAUAUUCUAGAGAAGGACUAUACAGGUAUAUACAGUAUGUGUAUCAUUGUUUACCUUUAUGGGGUAUCUUUACCCUUUUAUACAAGUUGGGGGAAUGGACAUUUCCCGUUUAGUCAGUCAGAGAAAGCCUGUCAUGUUUUUUUUUUAACUGUAUAACUCAUGAAACUCAUUGUGUUUUUUCUGCUUGUUUCUUCAAGUAGCUUGUGCACAUAAAAGCCAAAGGUGGGAAAAGUACAAAUGAUUUACCAAACAGAAUGUAGUUUGUCUUUGUCAGGUGAGAGAAGCCUCGACCUCCACCAGCAAGGACUGCAGCCACACUCAUGUAACACUCUGUAGUCAUCAACUCGUCAAGAUCACAGAUCUGACUGAGAUGUAACGUGUGGAUAAGUGUAGAAGUAGAUGAGUUUUGUGCCCUUUCAGGGACUGAAGGGACGGCAGGGAUGUGUGGUUGGUGCUGGGAAGGGGGGGAAAGAAUGUCCUGUUGGGACAACAUUACCCCUCCAUGUGUAGGGUGGCAAAGAGGACCAGACUUGGAGUGGAAAACUGGCCCUGAACUCAACCUAAUCCAAAAAAGCCCUGUAAUGCCCACCUCUGCCCGUGUCCCUCUGUAGAGGACUGGCAUUGAUGCGCCUGUUAAACUCAAUUAGCAAAUGACAGCUGAGAAAGCUGCUCCAAUUGUGCCAAAAAAGGACC